UAUAAAGGAGACAUAUUAUGCACUUUUUUCACACAAUUUUAAACAGUUCCUAGGUCUUUUAAUAAAAAAAAUUUUUUGUCACCGUUUUAAAGACAAUUAAGGCGUAAAAUUGCGGGGGAAAAGAGUAACUAAUUCCCAGAGAAACUGGCAUAUGAAGCUACAAAUUUUAAUUUUAAGAAAAUGAUUUUAUGAGACGAAAGUCCUUUGUUCAGAAAAAGUUACAAAUAUAUAUUUAAAUCGAUCCCUUGCACUGAAAAAGAAGAAUUAAAAAAUCAAUCCUUUGUUUACAAGAAGUAAAACAAAUAUUAAAACCUUAAGUUAAACAAAGAUCCAAAUCAAAGCGUUUUGUUCACAAAAACACAACCAUUAAAAGGAAAUCCAACACACACAAAAAUUACGAGAAAUCAACACUUUGUAAUUGAUCCUGACGUUGCAAGGUCACGGAUAGUCCUUUGUACAUAAAAUGUAGAUAAACAAUCCACAUCAGGUAUUUGUAGACAAAACUUGAAUCAAAAUUCCAAAGCAAAACACAAAAAUCUAAACAAAUCCCAAGGAGUCCUUUCCUCACAAAGUUUCACCAGAAUUCUGUCCGCAAACAUAAAUUAAAAAGAUCCAAAUCAGCCAUUUGUACACAAACAGUACAUUUGAAAAAUCUUAAUCAGUGUUUUAUUGACAAUAAGUCAGUCUUUUGUCCUCAAAAAGUCAAUAAAAAAAACCAAAUCACUCUUUUAUUCACAAAAGGGACAUAAAAAAAUCCACUCCUGGAUGUCAUUUAAUGCAGACAUUAUGACAUCAUGCGAUGACAUCAUCCAAUCACAGACUGCGAUGUAGUUGCCUGUCAUCUAAUCAUACAGUAACGAUGCAUCUUUGACUUGUUUUGGAUCUGACAAAACUGGAAGUAGUGUGUUGCUCUUCUGAUAAAAAUAACAGCUUGAAAGAGUUUUGAAGAGAUGCAGAGCCAGGAAGGCGCCGCGACCAGGCCAGAGGUCCACGAGGACGCCCAAGCCGUCGUGGCCGAAGAACCCAUGACGGUCCAGCGCGUCAUCCACCUGCACCGCGAGCUGCUCUCCUUCUUCACCGACCUCCAGACAGCGGCCGACGCCAAGCAGUUGCUGCGGCGGACCAAGUUUGAGGAGGCCCUGCGGCUGCGUAUGGAGCGCCUGGAUGACUCCAGAAAGUUCAGCAAGAAGAAGCUAGAGGAGAUCAAGGAGGGCUGGGCUCGGGCUGCCACCAAGGCCACGCUGCCGGACCUCCUGGAUGCCCUGAAGAGUCAACAGGAGCUGUGCUCGGCGAUGAUGGGCCACAAGACGGACCUCAUCGCCGAGCUGCAGAAGAACUGGAUGGACGGCGACGAGCGCCACUCCAUCGACCUCCGCAAGCAGACGGAGGCCCUGGACGUGCUGAUCGAGCGCAUGGACAAGGUGAGGGGCAUGACCAUGGCCAACAAGGAGCUGGCCCACAUCCAGAGCCCGCACGACGUCUUCCUGACGCAGAGCCUCCGCGAGUGGGAGGGCUACCAGACGGAGCUCCGGGCCCGCCGCAAGGAGUGGCUGACCCAGAGGAAGCUGGCCAUGGAGGAGUACGAAAAGGCAAUGCCCAAACUGGAGCUGACGCAGGAGGCGUGCAACACAUCCAAGCGCUGCAUCGACAUGAAGUUGAUGGAGCUGGAGCGCGAGCAGGAGGAGAUUAAGGGCAAGCGCAACGUGCUGGAGGCCCGCAAGCUGAGCUGCGACGAGAAGCCCGAGGUCAUCUACCUGCUGCGCAAGCGCGUCAACACGCUCAAGGUGCAGCUGAGCGACAUCAUGAAGAUGAUCCAGAUGGAGGAGGAGAGCUUCCAGCGGCGUGAACAGUAUCUGCUGGAGGACAUCCGCAACAGCAUGGCGCAGCACAAGCGCAUCCAGAAAAAGAUCAAGCACUUUGCACUGUCUGACGCGCAGACCUUCGUGGAGAUGUCCCGCAUGCUGGUGGCCGAGGUGAAGCUGCUGGCGGAGAGCGCGCUGGCGGCCGACGCGCACCUCUGCACCCACCUGGGCCUGACGUGGGAGCGGCCCGUCGCCGCCAUGGAGCGCUGCUACCCCAUCCAGCCGCAGGACAAGUUCGAGAUGGCGGCGCAGGUGUACGCUGAGAGCGUGACCGAGGUCGACACCAAGACCAUGACGGCGCUGCUGGGGCUGCUGUGCGACGAGCUGGGCUUCUUGAUCGAGAACAGCGAGCACCUCAGCUUCCUGCACAACGAGCGCCGCACGGCCGAGAAGCUCCUAGGCCUCCUCAACGCCUUUGACUUCUACGACGACGACCUCAACAGGCUGGUGGCGUUCCUACUCAAGUACGAGGAGCAGCAUCGAGAGCGGGCGGACCGGGCCGACGGAGACCUGGCUGCGGAACUCAUCCAUCCCAACAACGUUCUGCCUGCGUUUUUGAGCUUCGUCAGCUACCGCGUGCACUGCAUGAAGAGUUCGGCGCUGCGCCAUUACCUGGACUGGGAUGCCGAUGCGGACAAAGCCUUUUGGGAGAGUAUGGUCAACGUAAUCUCAGAGGAGAAGCUCCGACUCUGGGAUGCCGCCGAGAUCGCCUUGACGCAGUACCUGGCUGUCCUGGAGGAGAACUCGGAAAUAUUUCAGAAGAAUCUGUCUCUGGAGGAGGAGAACAGGGAGUUGCGCAGGCAGCUGUCAUGUGAGAACGACGGAAGCGCUUUUCUGCUCAAGGACUUCCUGAAAAAAGAUACUUAGAAUGCAUAAAACCUUGUUCACCAUAUUUAACAAUAAUUUAAAAAAAAAUCCAAGUCUGUAAUUUGUCUACAAAAAGUACAUUAAAAAGCCGAAGCUGUG
This is a messenger RNA of Phyllopteryx taeniolatus (common seadragon), 2828 nucleotides long. Its product is annotated as dynein regulatory complex protein 1-like. Bases 951 to 2729 code for a protein of 592 amino acids. Gene Ontology annotation, cellular component: axonemal dynein complex; axoneme. NCBI's taxonomy places the organism in Eukaryota, Metazoa, Chordata, Actinopteri, Syngnathiformes, Syngnathidae. Gene Ontology annotation, biological process: cilium-dependent cell motility; regulation of cilium movement; axonemal dynein complex assembly. The transcript has a single exon. The record is from RefSeq and is a predicted model, not a curated record.